Messenger RNA from Nasonia vitripennis (jewel wasp), 1170 nucleotides. It is a transcript of the gene Or153, whose product is annotated as odorant receptor 153. Lineage: Eukaryota; Metazoa; Arthropoda; Insecta; Hymenoptera; Pteromalidae. The transcript has 9 exons. Gene Ontology annotation, molecular function: odorant binding; olfactory receptor activity. Gene Ontology annotation, cellular component: plasma membrane. The coding region runs from base 1 to 1170 and encodes 389 amino acids. The record is from RefSeq and is marked inferred. Gene Ontology annotation, biological process: detection of chemical stimulus involved in sensory perception of smell; sensory perception of smell.
AUGAACAAAAAAGAGGUGGACAAGGCUUUCAAUGACUCGUGGCUUCAGAUCAACAAGGAACUCAACGUUUUCAAUGGACUAUGGCCAAAUAGACCCAAUGGAGACAAAAUUUUCCGACGCUUUAUCGUGCUCACAGUUUUGAUAACCGUAACUUUGCCUCACGUUCUCGGAAUUGUCAUGCAAUGUGGAAGUAAUAUGGCUUUGUGCGGAGAGAACGUUUGCGGAUUUUGCUAUUGCAGCGGGGUCAUCGCCAAGUUUAUCGUUCCAAUCGUAUCGAAAAAAAAGUUCGUUACCUUAUACGAGAAAAUUGCGCUUAACUGGAAGGAUAUAACUGAUCCGUACGAACAAUCGAUUUUAGAAGAAUUUUCAAAGUUGGGAAGAUUAAAAACUUGGUUCUAUUUCGUUUAUUGCAUAGUGGCUGGUUUUGCCUUUUGCCAGAUGACCGCGUUACCAGCGCUGAUGGACAUCAUUCAACCCCUAAACGAAUCACGACCAAAAAUUUUAGUGACAAAAGCUGAAUACCCUUUUAAUCCCUUCGAUUAUUAUUACGAGCUUUACUUCAUCUAUUGUACAGCAGCUGUUGUAAGUGUCAGUGUACUUGUAUCGACUGAUUCAACGUACUCGGUGAUCAUACAUCAAAGUUUAGGAAUAUUCUCAAUCGUCAAUCAUAGACUGCAGAAGGCAGCACAGCAUAAAAAUCCAGAUGAAUCGUACAGAGUGAUGGUUUCAGCAAUUAAAUUACACAAAUCCGCGCUACAGUUUCUUGAACUAAUCGAAUCCACCUAUCAAAGUGUUUUUUUGAUGUUUAUAUUCGUAACAGUCGCAUUUCUAAGCUUUGGCUCGCUCAUCAUAGUCGAACACUCGGAGGAAAUCAUUGAUUUGAUAAGAAUGACAAUGAUGGAAUUGGGUGCGAUGAUUCACAUAUUUUUCAUAAGCUGGCCAGGACAAUUAGUAAUUGAUCAUAGCGAGAAUUUGUUCUUAUCGACAUAUACAACUAAAUGGUACAACAUGUCCAUGAAAGGAAAAAUACUGUUACAAUUUAUGAUGAUGCGAUGCUUUAAGCCCAGCUUUUUAACAGCUGGAGGAUUUUAUAUUAUGAACUUCGAAAAUUAUGGAUCAAUAGUAAAGACAACUUUGUCGUACGUGACGGUCGCUCUAUCUUUUCAUUAG